AUGGGGACUCCUGAUGUUAAAGUCGCGUCUGAUUCCUCUUCAGAGGUCAAGGCGACCCAAAGUCCGAACGUCAAAGGCCAGCCGAGUGACCUUGCUGAGCCUGAAGAAAUUCAUGAAUACCAAUCGGUACUCACUUCUUUGUUUCAACGCAAAAGAAAGGUCGACCCGGAUGCUAUCGCUACAACUCGCAGUGUGUUUGACGAUCCGUUACUUCGGCAAUACUACCAGCCUCAUCCCCAAUACGAAAAUCUUCACCGAUUUGAUAUAGAUGAAAGAUGGACAUAUCGCGAAGAAGCUGCUGUGCGACGCAAGACCGAUUGGACCAUUCUGUUGUGGAUCCUUGUCAUGUUCUUUGGCCUCAAUUUGGAUCGAGGAAAUUUGGGUAACGCCGCUGCGGACAAUUUGUUGAAUGAUCUCAAAAUCACCACCAACGACUACAACAAUGCACAAAACAUGUACCGUGUUGGCUUUCUCAUUGCCGAGAUUCCCUCACAGAUGAUAGGUAAGAGGCUAGGUCCAGAUCGAUGGAUUCCAAUCCAGAUUAUUGCCUGGAGUUUGGCUUCUGGUGGCCAGUUCUUCAUGCACAAUAGAGCUGGCUUCUUUGCAUGUCGGUUUUUUAUCGGCCUAUUUAUGGGUGGAUUUAUUCCAGACGCUAUUCUUUACCUGUCGUACUUCUACACCAAGUCAGAAAUGCCAUUUCGUCUGGCCUUGUUCUGGUUCACUGACUCCAUGUCUGGUGUUAUCGCAUCUUUUAUUGCCUACGGCGUACUCCACAUGCGAGGUGUAGAUGGCCGCGAGGGUUGGCGAUGGCUUUUCUUGAUUGAAGCUCUGAUCACCCUUGUUAUUGGCUUCCUCAGUUUCCUCUUUUUGAUUCCUGGUCCGACACAAACAAAAACUUGGUGGAAUCCCAACGGAUACUUCACGGAGCGAGAAGAAAAAAUUAUCGUCAACCGCGUUUUGCGCGAUGAUCCGUCGAAAGGUGAUAUGCACAAUCGUCAAGCAUUAUCCUUGAAGAUGUUGUGGCAAAGUUUGAAGGACUAUGACUUGUGGCCUGUUUAUAUUAUUGGCAUACUGUUCGAAAUUCCAACAGCACCGCCAAAGUCGUAUCUUACAUUGUCUCUACGCAACCUCAAGUUCACCACAUUCCAGACAACAUUGCUUUCGAUACCUGUCACAGUAUUCGCAUCUAUCAACCUGUUGAUCGUCACAUGGCUUACGGAGCGAUACCAUCAGAUCUCUAUUAUCGGCCUUCUCACGCAAAUAUGGUGUCUGCCACUUCUAAUCAUUCUAUUCAAAUUAGCCGGGAAACUGUCCAAUUGGGGUCUCUACGCAGUUACUUUUGUACUUUUGGGCUGGCCUUCUCCUCAUGCGGCGCAAGUCGGUUGGUGUUCUCGUUUGAGUAACACUGUCCGAACGCGAGCAGUGAGCGCUGCCCUUUACAACAUCACCAUUCAAUUGUCGGGAAUUGCGUCCUCUAAUAUUUACCGCUCGGAUGACAGCCCAUUGUAUCAUCGAGGCAACAAACAGCUUAUUGCUAUCAAUGUUGCCACCAUUGUUGUGUAUGCUCUUGCCAAGGUAUAUUAUGAGGCUAGGAACCGGUGGAAGAAGGCACGAUGGGAAAAGUUGAGUCCUCAAGAAAAGGCGCACUAUCUGGAAACGACUAGUGAUUUGGGCAACAAACGUUUGGACUUUCAAUUUGAUUCUUGA
Molecule: messenger RNA, 1707 nt
Organism: Talaromyces amestolkiae
Lineage: Eukaryota; Fungi; Ascomycota; Eurotiomycetes; Eurotiales; Trichocomaceae
Exons: 1
Coding region: 1-1707 (568 amino acids)
Biological process (GO): transmembrane transport
Cellular component (GO): membrane
Molecular function (GO): transmembrane transporter activity
Source: RefSeq, a predicted model, not a curated record